AUGUUAUCACUGAAUCUUCGGGACGGUUUUCCUAAAGAUAGAGUUUCAUCUUCUCGACAUCCAGACUUGCAGGGACAUCAUCUGGAUUUACGGCUUGUCCGGAAUCAAUGGCUCCUGUUAGAUCCCAAGGUAGAGUUUCUUAUGUCAGAGGUUAAUGAAGAGAAAACUUCUGGAGACUUUAGGGAAAUGGGACAAAGAUUGGCACAGGAAGUUGUAUCUUUUGUGAAAAAGAAGAUGGACAAAUUCUCAAGAUCUGGAGUCCUCAGAACUAUUAAGCUUAGCUUUGUUGGACAUUCGAUUGGAAACAUUAUUUUGAGAACUGCGUUAACAGAUAGCAUUAUGGAACCAUAUCUGAGAUACCUGCAUACUUAUCUCUCUAUUUCUGGACCACAUCUAGGUUACCUAUACAGUUCAAACUCUUUAUUUAAUGGUGGUUUAUGGCUCUUGAAAAAGCUCAAGGGCACACAGUGCAUUCAUCAGCUGACUUUUACAGAUGAUCCUGAUCUUCAAAAUACUUUCUUGUACAAACUUAGCAAGGAAAAGACGUUGGAGAAUUUCAGGAAUAUCAUUCUGUUAUCUUCACCCCAGGAUGGUUAUGUUCCAUAUCAUUCUGCUAGAGUUGAAAUGUGCCCAGCAUCUUCAGGCGACUCCUCAAAAAAAGGCAAAGCUUUUCUGGAGAUGCUUAACAAUUGCUUGGACCAAAUACGUGCACCAUCUUUUGAGAACCGGGUAUUCAUGCGAUGUGAUGUUAAUUUUGACAUCUCGUUGCAGGGGAGAAACCUCAAUACCAUAAUUGGACGGGCCGCUCAUAUAGAGUUCCUCGAAACAGACGUCUUUGCAAGGUUUAUAAUGUGGUCCUUCCCAGAUUUGUUCCGUUGAUUGCAGGGGCUAUUAACAUUUGCCAUGCAUCUGCAUAGUGUAUUCUUGAGCCUCAAUCGAGCACCAUCGAACCUCCAACUUUUUAACACGAGGAACGAUGUUAUCACUGAAUCUUCGGGAUGGUUUUCCUCAAGAUAGAGUUUCAUCUUCUCGACAUCCAGACUUGCAGGUACAAUGAAAUAUCCCGCAAUGUAAAUUAUUUGCUAUAUUUGCUUCACUUCGAGAUCUUCCAACUUUAGCAGGCAGUUUAAAACUUAAGAGGUGCAGGGUAAAUUAGUGGUUUUUUGUUUUUUUUCCCCACAUAGAAAUGUAUAUGGUAUAUUCGAUGGUGAUAAAUGUAAUGCACCACGACAUAGUAUUGCAUUACGAAAUCGAGCAUGUGUUAAUUUUAUUUACAUCAGAAGUCAGUUUGCACUGUAUCAGUAUCAAACUUAAUAAAAGAUUAUGAUUAGACUGGUUUUAUGCUG
Molecule: messenger RNA, 1346 nt
Organism: Olea europaea var. sylvestris
Lineage: Eukaryota; Viridiplantae; Streptophyta; Magnoliopsida; Lamiales; Oleaceae
Product: protein FAM135A-like
Exons: 5
Coding region: 1-879 (292 amino acids)
Source: RefSeq, a predicted model, not a curated record